Messenger RNA from Andrographis paniculata, 2105 nucleotides. Its product is annotated as probable serine/threonine-protein kinase PBL9. Gene Ontology annotation, biological process: protein phosphorylation. The coding region runs from base 562 to 1803 and encodes 413 amino acids. The record is from RefSeq and is a predicted model, not a curated record. Gene Ontology annotation, molecular function: protein kinase activity; ATP binding. The transcript has 6 exons. NCBI's taxonomy places the organism in Eukaryota, Viridiplantae, Streptophyta, Magnoliopsida, Lamiales, Acanthaceae.
AAAAGACAAGAGCAAGAGAGAGAGAGAGAGAGAGAGAGAGAGCGAGUCAAAUACUGCAUAGGUCAUCGAAAUACUUUACAGAGGUCUACUUUUAAGCAACAACAGACGAAGACUUGGCCAAGUAAAACCAACCAACUCUCGAAUUUCGAUUUUCCAUACAGCAAAGUUAAAAGCCUUCCUGUGAAUCAAAUCAUCAAAUAUUGCUACCCUUUUGAGAUCUUUUCCCAUCGAAGAUCUCAUCUUUUUUUUUUUUCUGUCUUCUGCUCGCUUUUUUAUUUGGAAGCACCUGAGAGGUCAGAGUGGGGGCUAUAAUAGCAGUGAAGUAUUCACAGUAGAUCUGGCUCUGGCAACAAAGAUUGAUUCGUUUCGUCGUGGCCCUUGGGAGUUGCUCGAGUUCUUAGUUGUUUGUAAGAACAAGAAGAAAAAUUAAAAAAAAAAAAAAAGAAAAAAUGAAAUCUUGAGGGAUUUUUGGAGUUUAGCUUGUGGGCUGCUCGCUGUAAUACAGUAGACAGACGUUUGUGUUUAUUCUUGGAGUUUUUUUUUUUUUUUUCUGGAAUUGAAAUGGGGAUCUGCUUGAGUAACCAGAUUAAGGCUGAAAGCCCUUCGAUUACUGGUACAGGUGUGACUUCGGGUAAAAUGGCGAGUGGAGAGGGGUCGGAAUUUAGUAAUUCCAGCAACAAGGCAUCUUCAGCUUCGACACCUGCAGCUCCUCGAAGUGAAGGCGAAAUCUUGCAGUCAUCCAAUUUGAAAAGCUUCACGUUCAGUGAACUCAAAUCAGCAACCAGAAACUUUCGCCCCGACAGUGUCUUAGGAGAAGGAGGUUUUGGUUCUGUCUUCAAAGGAUGGAUCGACGAGCAUUCACUCGCAGCAUCGAGGCCCGGUUCGAGCAUGGUUGUUGCUGUUAAAAGGCUUAACCAAGAGGGUUGGCAGGGACACAAAGAGUGGCUGGCUGAAAUCAUCUAUUUAGGCCAGCUGCGACACCCGAAUCUUGUGAAAUUAAUCGGCUAUUGUUUGGAGGACGAUCACAGACUCUUGGUAUAUGAAUUCAUGCCAAAGGGCAGCAUGGAAAAUCAUCUUUUCAGAAGAGGAUCAUAUUUCCAACCCCUUUCGUGGAGUCUAAGGAUGAAAAUUGCUCUUGGUGCUGCUAAAGGUCUCGCCUUUCUUCACAAUGCCGAGACCCAAGUGAUAUACAGGGACUUCAAGACUUCUAACAUCCUUCUUGAUUCAAGCUACAAUGCCAAGCUUUCCGAUUUUGGGAUGGCUAGAGACGGGCCUACUGGAGAUAAGAGCCAUGUCUCGACGCGGGUCAUGGGCACUUACGGCUAUGCAGCUCCCGAGUAUUUAUCCACAGGUCAUUUAACUUCCAAGAGCGACGUAUAUAGCUUUGGGGUCGUGCUUCUCGAGAUAUUAACGGGUAAGAAAGCAAUCGACAAGAACCGGCCGAGAGGGGAGCACAAUCUAGUUGAGUGGGCGAAACCUUACCUGACGAACAAACGAAGGAUCUUUCAUGUUUUGGAUGCGCGGCUCGAAGGGCAGUAUUCGUUGAGCCAAGCUGCAAAGGUGGCUAAUCUUGCGAUGCAGUGCCUGUGCGUUGACGCUCGGACGAGGCCGAAUAUGGUAGGAGUGGUGGCAGCUUUAGAGCAGCUCCAGGACUUGAAGGACUUGUCGAAAACCGAUGGAAGGGAUCAUCGUCAGGGAUCGAACGGCGGCGGGCUGAGGCCGUGCAAGAGCAGUUCUGAAGAAACGCGCACGGCGCCGCGUGUGGCUUAUCCGCGGCCGUCUGCUUCGGUUCGAUACGGUUAAUGUUGUUGGGAGUACGAGGAGUAUCUGUUAUUUUGAAGCUUGUACAGUUUGUUUGAUUUUGGGUUUAUGGCGAUGGAUGCUUUUGUAGACUGUAGUAGAGUUUUAUGUAGAAGAAGAAGAAGUGGUUUGUAGUGAUGAUUUAAUUUUGAAGAUGCCACGAAAGGGAAUGUGUUGUAAGAUCUUUGAACUCUCUCUGUUUUCUUACUUAUUCGGGAGAUGUAAUUAAUUUUGGAUAAAGACAUUCUCUAAUGUAUGUUUGAAGAAGGGAAAGAAAUGUAUGGUGUUUUAGGUUAUAUCAUUCA